Messenger RNA from Monopterus albus (swamp eel), 1341 nucleotides. Its product is annotated as putative protein TPRXL. Bases 668 to 1180 code for a protein of 170 amino acids. Lineage: Eukaryota; Metazoa; Chordata; Actinopteri; Synbranchiformes; Synbranchidae. The record is from RefSeq and is a predicted model, not a curated record. The transcript has 4 exons.
UGAGGGGAGUGUCAGCUGACUCGCUCUCUUUUUACUUCCUGGUGUCCAUGGCAACCAGGUCAUAAAACUCGUCAAUAAUUAAUGUGGACUUCUGAUUGUUUCUGUUUUGCGUAGACGACGUUUUCACUUGUUUCUCACAGAGUGUGGUAGAGCGAGGCUGAGCCCUGCAGACUUUGUCCUGCAGGAAGUUGUGGAGGUGGCAUGCCACCAGCACCACGACAAGCCAAGGAGCACAGUCGCACCAGUCAGUAAGUACAAACUGGGAGAACUGGGAAAGCCACAGCACUGGUGGGGUGUCCUCUGAGGGUGGGCGGCCAACCUGCUGAUCUGAGAACAGCUCAGUACGUUUACAAACCAGGUUGACCUCAGUCUGUCCUCGCUGACCUAACCAGUCAGGAGACUGGUUUUUAACUGGGUUCUUUCCAAACCAGUUGGCUCGAGACAGAGUGAAUGUGGACAUGUUGUCGGUCGGCAGCACUGCUCCUCCUGCCUCCAGCUGGCUGCGAGGGUGGAGAACCAGCCCCCAUCAGAAACCUGGCGUUAACUUACUGAGAUGAAACUGAAACGUGUCUGAGGGUUGAACUGAUGCGUUCAGGUGUCACACUGUCGUUAGACUUCUCUGACUGCAGCUAACAGAGCUCAUCCUCCCCCUGCAGGUGUUCACAUCAUGAAGUCGUCUUCAUCAUCAUCAUCAGUAAUGUCUACCUCUGUGACAACUACACAGGAAGCUCAGCUCCUCUUCUCUCCAUCGUCUCCUCCUCUUCAUCUGUCUUUGCAAAGUCCAGAGCUGCAAGCAGAGUUUCUACGAGAGUUUCAGAACAAACUUCUGUCUCACAGCGACUUCAGUGACUCCAGUGUCAUCUCCUCUGCCACCUCCCAGUCCUCCCCAUUCUCCCCCUCCUCUCCUGUCUCCUCCCCCAUCAGCCCCACCUUUUCCUCCCCUCCCUCAAGCUCCUCAUCAUCCUCGUCUUCUCCCUGCUAUGACAGCAGACAAGCUUAUCUGUCCCUGUCCUCCCCCGAGCUCCUCUCAGAGCUGAAGGAGUCCAAGACGCGGUCCCUCCGACAUGUACCCGCCCAUAACGGGAUGACCACUGUCUUCUCUGGACGAGGAAGACGAGGAGGAGGGCGGCAGGUCUCUGGCUCCUCCCCCUCCACACAGCUGGCCAAUCAGAAGACUUAACAUUCAGUUCAUGUGCGAUGCCUGAUCCUGUACCAGCCCACCGGAGCUCAGUCCAUCGUGGACCCUGCAGGUCUCUCACUGCUUCUGCCUUAGGAAUCGUUUUCUAUGUGGUUUCAACACUGACACUGAAACAGAAACAUUUGAAACCAGAAAUAAAAAGA